AAGGUCAAACACACUCAAUAACAGCGCCGGAUCAGCGAGGCUGGCCACUUGUUCGGGUGUAUUUGUCAACGGGUGAACACCGGCUGAACACCGUGUCACUGUCACUUCAUCCACUUCGCCUAAACCCCAUCAAAAUGGCAACCUGGUUUUCCUGCGUUGAGAUGGGACCUCCCAUCGAAGUGUUCGCGUUGAAUAAGUCUUUUUUGGAAGACAAGCACCCUCAGAAAGUCAAUCUGGGAGUUGGAGCGUACAGAACGAAUGAAGGCAAACCAUGGGUGCUGCCUGUGGUACGUCGCACGGAACAGCAGAUGGCAGCUAAUGAAGAAUUGAACCAUGAAUACCUACCUGUCUUGGGACUGGAAAGUUUUUCCUCUGGAGCGACUGGCAUGCUCCUUGGAUCAGACAGUCCUGCAUUGGCCGAUGGACGAGCAUUUGGAGUACAGACACUUAGUGGUACAGGAGCUCUUAAGGUUGGAGCGGACUUUCUUCAUAAGCACCUAAAACUCACCACAUUCUACUACUCAUCGCCAACUUGGGAAAAUCAUGGACUAAUCUUUAGCAAUGCUGGAUUUACUGAGCCUCGCCAGUACCGCUACUGGAACCCUGAAACCAGGAACAUUGACUUUGAAGGAAUGCUGGAGGACCUGAAGAAUGCUCCCAAAGGUUCAGUCAUUAUUUUGCAUGCUUGUGCCCACAAUCCUACUGGCUGUGAUCCUACUCCUGAGCAGUGGGAGAAAAUAGCUGAUGUCAUCGAAGAAAAAGGACUGUUCCCAUUCUUUGAUUCAGCCUAUCAAGGCUUUGCCUCUGGUGACCUGCUGAAAGAUGCACAAGCUGUUCGAUACUUUGUAAAGCGAGGCUUCGAACUGUUUUGCUCCCAGUCAUUUGCCAAAAACUUUGGCCUUUACAAUGAGCGUGUCGGUAAUUUAACUGUUGUGAUGAAGGAUAAGAAGUGCAUGGCUGAAGUAAAGUCUCAGAUCACCUUGAUCAUCCGAGGAAAUUACUCCAACCCACCGAACCAUGGAGCCCGUAUUGUAUCUACAGUGCUCAAUGACCCUCAGCUUUUCAAAGAAUGGGAAGAUUGUAUCAAGACCAUGUCAAGCAGAAUUUUGAGCAUGCGCAAAGGGCUGCAAGAACGUCUGGAGAAGUUGGGAACCCCUGGCUCAUGGGAUCACAUCACAAGGCAGAUUGGAAUGUUUUCCUACACUGGCCUCACAGAAUCUCAGGUGGCUUACAUGGUCAAAGAAUUCCAUAUCUACCUGCUCAAGUCUGGACGCAUUAACAUGUGUGGGCUUACUACUAGCAACAUUGACCAUGUAGCUCAAGGCAUUCAUGAUGCUGUGACCAAAGCUCCCAAGUAAAUUUUGUUUAUGGGCAUGUACCUCCAAGAAUUGAUUGAGCUAUAUAGAGAAAAAAAGGUAGGGAGAUUAUGAGGCUUUGAUUGUUACCGUUUGUUUUUAAGGUCUAUAGUUUUAAAAUGUAGGAGUUAUUGGUUACCCUGUAAUCUUGUGCAAAGACAAUAUGUUACAUUAAUUAAUUAAUGAAUAUCACCACGGGUUCAUUGUUAAAGCUUUUUAAGUAUUAUGUUGCACAGUGUGUUAAGCUGCCACAUUUGCCUGUUUCAUAGAUUUUGUAGUUUUAAGGAGAACAAUGCAUUUACAAAGUUCCAUGAUGUCGCAUUUUGUCCUAUAAAUCCUAAUUAAAUGCCAAUGAGUUUCCUAGUCAGUGUCAUUCCUUGUGUGGAAGCUUUGGAUCAUGAUAAUUUGAAGUAAAUUUUACUCUGUACUUAGUUCUGAUCCCCCUCCUCCUCUUAUUAGGAAAAUCAUGAGUUGUGUGAAAUAUUGUGAGGUCUUAGUAAAGAAGAAUUUUUUUUAA
Messenger RNA from Thrips palmi, 1872 nucleotides. RefSeq names its product aspartate aminotransferase, cytoplasmic (gene Got1). Gene Ontology annotation, cellular component: cytosol. The transcript has 7 exons. Gene Ontology annotation, molecular function: L-aspartate:2-oxoglutarate transaminase activity; pyridoxal phosphate binding. The coding region runs from base 135 to 1358 and encodes 407 amino acids. Gene Ontology annotation, biological process: L-aspartate biosynthetic process. The record is from RefSeq and is a predicted model, not a curated record. Lineage: Eukaryota; Metazoa; Arthropoda; Insecta; Thysanoptera; Thripidae.